AGAGUGUCUGUCUCCGGGCUGUGCGUUGCAGCAUGCGGGGGAGAGGGCUAAUACCCCCCAUGUGAGCGCUGGAAAUCCUAUGGGAGGGUGACCCCCAGCACGGGCAGGCUCAUGCAGCAGACAAGGGCAAGGGUUGUGGAUAAAGCCCAAGCUGGAUGGAUGGGUAUGGGGAGAGGGGCAGGACCCAAAGCCCUGGGAUUCUUCACAAUCCUCGCUGUCUUCUUCUGCACGUUCCAUACAGUGAGUUCCUCGUGUAGAAUUCUGAAGUGUAAUUCGGACUUCUGGACAGCCACUUCCAGCUCCCACCAUCAGACAGGAGCUGAGGACCCCGUGGAGUUCUGCACGGCACUGCGGACCUACGCUCAUUGCACCCGUCGCACCGCCCGCACCUGUAGGGGAGACCUGGCUUAUCAUUCAGCCGUCCAUGGCAUCGAUGACCUCAUGAGCCAGCACAACUGCUCCAAAGAUGGCCCAACCUCGCAACCUCGUGUUCGCACCCCACCUCCAUGGGACAGUCAGGAAAGGUCGGAUAGUCCCGAAUUUUGCCAUUAUGAAAAAAAUUUCCACCGGCACUCAGCUCCCCCAAACUACACCCAUUGUGGUCUGUUUGGCGACCCUCACCUUAGGACAUUUACAGACACUUUCCAAACCUGCAAAAUACAAGGAGCCUGGCCUCUCGUAGACAAUAAUUACUUGAAUGUGCAAGUCACCAACACUCCAGUGCAUCCAGGUUCAUCUGCAACUGCUACAACCAAGCUCACAAUAAUUUUCAAGAGCUUUCAAGAUUGCGUGGACCAAAAAGUAUACCAAGCUGAAAUGGAUGAGCUUCCUGCAGCCUUCAUUGAUGGAUCACGGAAUGGUGGGGACAAGAGUGGAGCCAACAGCUUAAAAAUAAUUGAGAAAGUAGCAGGUCAGCAUAUUGAGAUACAAGCCAAGUACAUCGGAACCACCAUUGUGGUACGACAGGUCGGCCGCUACCUGACCUUUGCAGUCCGGAUGCCAGAAGAAGUGGUGAAUGCUGUGGAGGACAAGGAUAACCAGGGUCUUUACCUCUGCCUUCAGGGUUGCCCUCAGAACCAACAGAUUGACUUUAGAACAUUCCACUCCCAAACCCCAGAGACUGGUCUUAGGAAGCAUGGGGCUGGAUCCAAUACACCUUCCUUCACCCCACAAAUGGCAGGCGCCAAGUGCAAAGAGAAGCUACCAGUAGAGGACCUUUACUUCCAAUCCUGUGUGUUUGACCUUUUGACCACAGGAGACGUGAAUUUCACCUUAGCUGCUUACUAUGCCUUUGAGGAUGUGAAAUUAUUACACUCCAAUAAGGACAAAAUCCAUUUGUAUGAAAGGACCACUGACUUAGGGCCUGGAAAUGCAGCCACACAUACAGCCCUGGAUUUUACUAAGAUCCUAGUGGCUUUAAUUUGUUUGUUUCAGUGCUGUGGAGUGUUGCUGUGAUUUUAUGUUUACUGUGUAAAUCAUGGAGAGACAAGAUAUGAGAUUUUGACUAGAGUUAAGGUGCAGUCCUAUCUUUCAAGAAGCAUUCAUGAAGGUGAAAGCACUCAAUGUAAGAUCAUCUAUGUGAGAUUCAUAAAUUAUUUUCUAUAUUUAAUAGAGUUCUAAAUUUAAAAAUACAAUUCUUUAACUCCAGAUGCUGUAUAUGCAGAGGUGGAACUACCAUGAAUGCAGCUGGUACACAGAACUGAAGGCAAGGAAACGAUGUAUUUCAGUGUUAAAUUACAUACAGGCAGUGGCGACUAGCGCAAUCAUGCACUGAAGCCUGGCGCUGUAUAAAUUUACCACUAGAUAAGAAGAUUUCCUUGGUAUAUUUGCUUGCUCCAUGAGUGCUUCUACUAGAGAAACAUCGGAACCCCUGAUUGCCAAAGUCAAAA
This is a messenger RNA of Spea bombifrons (plains spadefoot toad), 1889 nucleotides long. It is a transcript of the gene RGMA, whose product is annotated as repulsive guidance molecule BMP co-receptor a. Gene Ontology annotation, cellular component: plasma membrane. Bases 112 to 1455 code for a protein of 447 amino acids. Gene Ontology annotation, biological process: BMP signaling pathway. Lineage: Eukaryota; Metazoa; Chordata; Amphibia; Anura; Pelobatidae. The transcript has 4 exons. Gene Ontology annotation, molecular function: coreceptor activity. The record is from RefSeq and is a predicted model, not a curated record.